This is a messenger RNA of Sclerotinia sclerotiorum 1980 UF-70, 1410 nucleotides long. RefSeq lists its product as hypothetical. The transcript has a single exon. The record is from RefSeq and is a predicted model, not a curated record. Gene Ontology annotation, cellular component: mitochondrion. NCBI's taxonomy places the organism in Eukaryota, Fungi, Ascomycota, Leotiomycetes, Helotiales, Sclerotiniaceae. Gene Ontology annotation, molecular function: GTPase activity; GTP binding. The coding region runs from base 1 to 1410 and encodes 469 amino acids.
AUGCCUCCACGUUGCUCAGCUGUGCAAGGCACGUUGACGCCAUUUCUGUACCCAUUCCUAUUUUCAAAUACAUCUAGGUUGGUCCAGCGAAGCCCCAGAAUUCACAUCAAUGCACUGCGAAGACAAAGUACCUCAUACGAAGAACUUGCCUCUGAGUCAACAUCCGAAGAAUUUGAUCGCCUCAAUCCUCCUCCUUCCGAUUAUUCGCGAACGAUAUUCGCAGACAAAGCAAAAAUAGAUGUCUAUGCAGGUGCUGGUGGCCAUGGUUGUAUCUCUUUUUUGCGGGAAAAGUAUAUAGCUGCUGGCCCUGCAAAUGGAGGUGAUGGAGGUACUGGUGGAAAUAUAUACAUACAAGCUGUGCGAGGGGAAACAAGUUUACAUAAGCUUGCAAGACGUCGGAAUUUGAAGGCGGGUAGGGGGAAAAAUGGUCAAGGAAAAACGAAAGGUGGAGAGAGAGGGACUGAUAUCAUUAUUGAAGUUCCUGUAGGUACUAUUGUACGAGAGCUUGAUCGACAUGAUCCAGCGGCCAUUGAGGAGGCCAGGAUACAAACGGAAGCUGGCAAAUUGGACGGUCACGAUCUAGAUGGUCCUUAUAAAUGGGAUCGAGAAAGAUGGUUACUAUACCCGGCUAUCACACCUGAAGAGAUCGCUACUGCCGAAUUUCCUUCAUUGCCAAAAGCAAGAAAGUCAAAUUUAGCUGCUGCUCAAGUGAAGGGCCCUAUUUCGUUAGAUCUUUCCAUGCCUAUGGAACGACCAUUGCUCUUGGCCGCAGGUGCUGUAGGAGGUUUGGGGAAUCCACAUUUCGUCACUAAACAAGUCCCAAGACCAAAGUUUGCGACCAAGGGUGAAGCGGGGCUACGAAUUACCUUGGAGCUCGAACUCAAACUUCUUGCCGAUGUGGGACUUGUUGGACUUCCUAAUGCUGGAAAGAGUACUUUGCUACGAGCUAUGAGCAAUAGUCGAACGAGAGUUGGAGAUUGGGAGUUCACUACUUUGGAGCCGAACAUUGGAACUGUAGUUAUUGAUGACAAUAAAGGAAGACCUCUAGCUCAAGUGAAUUAUGAAAACGGCGAACCAAGAACAAAUUUUACAAUUGCAGAUAUUCCUGGAUUGGUCGAGGAUGCUCAUUUGGAUCGAGGCCUUGGUAUAAGUUUCCUACGUCAUGUUGAGCGAGCCCGAGUACUUGCUUUUGUCGUGGAUCUCGGAAAGGGCAAUGCCGUAGAAGCUUUGAAAGGCUUAUGGCGAGAACUCGCUGAGUAUGAGCGAAUGAAGAUUGAAGAGGAAAAAGAGAAGGCGAACCCAAUUGUGGAGUGGACUCCCUUCACAUCUGUCGAGGAUGCUGUGGCAAAUCGAUCUGAAACAAUUGUCAUUAAUACUGGACCUACUUUUGAGAAAUCCCCUCGCACCUAA